AAAUUAAUUUCAUUCGCGAAACUCGGAUAUCAUACGAUUACGACUCACGUUAAUUGACAACGGUGUAGAAUUUCUGUCUGUUAUAAAACAUAUCUCAAUUGAAAUCAUUUAACUUCGGAGUCUAAAUUAUUGACUAAGCAAUGGGAGACAACCGAGAAAGUGGUUUUAUCAACAGCGAACCUUGCAUAGCGGAAUUUAUGACAAACGUUCCUCACAUUAAUCAAACCAUGGUGAGCUCAUCAAUUAAUCUGCAGCACGACGGCUCGGGAUUCUGUCAGGCGUUUCCGGGUGCGCUGCCGGCGUCACCGACGCGCGGUGACCUCGCCCUAGCGGGAACGCCCGACCCAGCGGAUCCGCAGGGCGGCGGUACCGGAUAUGACUGGAUGAAGGAGAAGAAGAGUGGCCGGAACUGCGACGCGCCUCAGACGGUUCCAGAUAUAGAUUACGACGUUACUACGCCGUCGAAUAAUACUCCCUCCGGCGGGGGUAAUGGCAAAACCGGAAGCGGCGGUGGAAGUGGUGGCGGCUCCCGGCGCCUGCGCACCGCGUACACGAAUACGCAGCUUUUGGAGCUGGAGAAGGAGUUCCACUUUAAUAAAUAUCUGUGCCGACCCCGACGGAUCGAGAUUGCAGCGUCCCUGGAGCUCACUGAGCGGCAAGUGAAGGUCUGGUUUCAAAACCGACGGAUGAAAUACAAGCGUCAGACACAGUUGCAGAGACAAAGCACGGAAGCCCGGCUGGGGUCCGGGAGUUCGUUUCCCGGAAGUCCGAAUUCCUUCGAGGACGAUCCUAUGGACAUGCCGAACGCAUCCCCGAACGAUACGGAAAAUGCCGAAAUAUGUCCGGACAAUGCUUCGGACGAUUCCGACGUGCGAUGUGAACCGUUGACGGAUAUUGGAUUAGUUGGUGAACCUAAAAACGUAAAACGGGAAAAUGCUAAUGUAAAUUCUGAUGUGCAAACAACUAAAGAAAACUCGGAAAUACCUUCUCAAGAUGGAAAGUUAAAUGAUUUAGACGCGUUUUCUCCUAAAUCGAACAGUUCCGCAAUUAAGGGGUCUAAACAAGGUUCUCCUAUUCUGCGGUCACCAUUGGGUGGUACCCCAGAUUCGUACGGACACGUUUCCCCGUGCGAUCGAACCAUUAGUUCCAACACCAAACCUUCAUAUACUGAAAUGACUGGACACUCGCCUGUGAAUAACGCGUUUCUUAAUGCUAACGUUGAAUAUUCUGUCUCAAACGGUUUUGGCAACCAGUUGAACACAAAUCCCAAUGUGCAAAACAGAAUUACGGAAAUGGCAGGAAACAAUAUCAGUCACGGAUCUAUGUCAGUGCAAACCAACUUGGCAUCGAAAACGCGUGUUUCCCCGCACAGUGCGGUGAGCAACGCUAGUGACAAUUUCUACUCUUGCAGACCGGGGACCGUAGAUUUCCCAGGCGGCGGGCCGGCGCAGUACUUAUCACGCGGUGGCAUCAACGCAGGCUUUCCUCUUACCGACAAUUACGCUCCGGCAUUCCCUGGUGACCAAAGGAUGGCGAGAACUUCAAAGAACAAUUUACAAACCCACUACGGUCUCCAGCACUUUGGGGGCCCCAAAUCUAAUCAGCCAGGGUACAUGGAGAAGCUAAGUUCAUUAGACGCGCCACAGAAACAUUUUUCAUACGGAAUGGACCUGGCUAUUAGAAACGAUGGCGAUUAUAAAAAUGGUACGAUUAACACCCAGUAUCAUUACAACUCUAAUUUUGACAUGAAUUCGAACACUUAUUCCCCACCCCGAAGCUAUUCUGGGUACAAUAAUGGAGUUCACGGUGAUAAUAUAAAUUUACACGGACCUGUUCAGAAUGAGACGUUUGAUGGCGAAAACCUAUCAUUAAAGCCAGGUUCUUUCACGUCGAGUCCGAUAAAUGCCUAUCAGAACGGCUUCUACUACAGUGGUAAUUAUGGGUCUGGCUAUACCCAAGGUGUCAGCCGAACAAUGCCCAAUUCGCUGUUAUCACAACAAAGUUAUUUAAGUACGUCACCGCCGUCACAUGGUACCAAUAUGGCGGACAAUAACGGGAGUUUUGAACAACAGUGUGAUGGUCUCGACUCUGCCAUUAAUUCGACCUCCAGUGACUUUGGAAGCGUUUUCAGCGAGUAUUUUGGAUAUUCUGCUCACCAUGGUUUCCAGACGUGAAACUGUCAAGUUGAAUUUUAUUGACAAUUGUUAUUUUAAAAAUAAAUCAGGGUUUUAUAUUUAUUGGACAGUUAUAUUGACGUUUACUAACUUAACGCCGAGCAUUUGUUAUAAUACAAUAAGUAUUUGUUUAUUGAGAGACUUGUUUGAAAUAUGUUUUGCCAUAAAUAUUUAACCGGGUAUUGACGAUCUUGCAUUAUUUAUAGCUGUAAAAUAUAUUUUGCUAAAUUAAGAUUAUGAACUUAUACUUUAAAUGAAAUAAUAGUGAAAAUCAACAAUAUUUUUAUCUGUUUUGAUUUUUUCUGCUUAUUAAUAAAUUAUUUAAAGAAAGAUGUUAUAAAACCACU
Messenger RNA from Dreissena polymorpha, 2521 nucleotides. RefSeq lists its product as uncharacterized. The transcript is spliced from 3 exons. The record is from RefSeq and is a predicted model, not a curated record. Gene Ontology annotation, biological process: regulation of DNA-templated transcription. Gene Ontology annotation, molecular function: DNA-binding transcription factor activity, RNA polymerase II-specific; DNA binding. The coding region runs from base 141 to 2174 and encodes 677 amino acids. NCBI's taxonomy places the organism in Eukaryota, Metazoa, Mollusca, Bivalvia, Myida, Dreissenidae.